This is a messenger RNA of Anopheles arabiensis, 829 nucleotides long. RefSeq lists its product as uncharacterized. Bases 182 to 739 code for a protein of 185 amino acids. The transcript is spliced from 2 exons. The record is from RefSeq and is a predicted model, not a curated record. NCBI's taxonomy places the organism in Eukaryota, Metazoa, Arthropoda, Insecta, Diptera, Culicidae.
AAGACGCAAUGCCGAUUGAUUUGAUGACCAUCACACGACGCCCCUCUCACAUCCUGUUGUUGCGGAUUUUCGCACACCGCCAAUCCGUAUAAAAGCUCUAUCAGCUGAUCACAACGACAUCACUCAGCGAUCAAUAGUCUUCAGUAAAGCACAUCCUCCUACUGCAAUCAUUCUCCCCACCAUGGCUUCCAAAUUCGUUCUGAUCGUCGCUUCUCUGGCUUGCAUCAGCGCCGGAUACAUCCCGAGUGACCACUCCCAUCUGUCCUACGGUGUGGCCCCGGCUGUGAGCUACUCCAAUGUCAUCAAGAACGUUGCCCCAGUGCCAGUGCUGAGCAAGACCAUCCUUCCGGAGCCUCAGCUGUACCACGGAUACGCCCAGACUGCCCCGACGGUUGUGGUCAGCAAGUCUCUGGCUCUUACCAACCCUCUGCCCGUGUCCUAUGCUGCCCCUCACUCUCUGUACCAGGCUCCGGCUCUCGAGUACACGAAGCCUCUGUCUUAUGGCCCAUAUGCCAAGACUGUGAUUGCUGCUGAGCCAACCUACGCCAAGACCAUCGUGUCGGAGCCCAUCUACACCAAGAACGUGUUCGCUGAGCCGAUCUACCCGGCCAAGACGCUGAUCGCUGAGCCGGUGUACGGCAAGAGCAUUCUCGCUCAGCCAGCUCCGAUCUACGGUGGAAAGGUCCUGUCUUAUGGCCCACAGGUCGCCUACGGAGGCUAUGGUGCCCAUGGCUGGUAAAUGUUUUGACUGUGAUAAUUUAUGGGUUGGAUGCGUGCUAAGAGAUAUUUGUGAUAUGUGCAAGAAUAAACGUUUAUUUAUGUAACCUUA